AUGAAGUUGAAGAGCUUCAGUAAAGAGAACAGAUGGAAAAUAAACUGGAAGGGGAUUUUAAACAUUUCGCUCAAACUUUGGCCUCGUCGUUUGCUCGGCGGUCCUUCGGUUGAAUCUGAUGUCUUUUUAAAGGGAUGUUUUGUCAUUUCUGCUGGCAGAGCACACAGAGAGGACGAGAUGUUCAGGCCACAUGCGAGUGUGAAAGCAAUAGGGCGGCUCGGUCACAUCAAGAUGAAGCCAGACUUCACUACUUGGACCAAACUGGCAGGUUUGCAGCGGCUUACAGGGAAAGUUUGGUGGAAGAGCAACACCAGACCCGCUCCUGUUUUGACGGCCGCUCCUGUUCGCGCCCUCGUUGACGAGCAGAUCAGCAUCAGAGGUCACUUCCUGCCCCCGCGCUGUCCCGUCACGGUGCAUGCAAGAAUGCACAGCAAGGAGGGAGAUCUGUGGGAGUCAUUCGCUCAUUAUAACGCAAAUGAGAGUGGAACUUUUAGCUUAACUCGUGAUCCUUCAGUGGGAGGCUCCUAUUUGGGCUGCGAGCCAAUGGGACUCUUCUGGAGUGUGCAGUCAGCUCCUGGAGGAAGAGAGGGUUUAAGACUGAGGAAGAAGAAUGUGGAGAGUCCUUACUUGGUGCAUGUUUCUCUGCUGGAAGGCCACGUCUCAGCCGGCGAAGGGCAGCGCUCUGAACUGGCAGCGGUGACUGCUGAACGGUGGUACAUCGCACCAGGAGUGAAGAGGAUAGAGAUUAAUCAAAACGGACUCAUAGGAACAUUGUUCAUACCACCUGGUCCAGGCCCGUUUCCAGCCAUGUUGGAUCUGUGGGGAAUGGGUGGAGGACUGCAGGAAUACCGCUCCUCUCUCCUUGCAUCCAGAGGCUACGCUAGUUUUACUCUUGCCUACUUUGGGCACAAAGAUCUGCCUGGCCCACCAGAUCGUAUCAACGUCGGAGAAUCAUAUUUUAAGGAUGCCUUCCUCCUGCUUCAGGGUCACCCUCAGGUCGUCCCAGACAGAGUCGGCAUCAUUGGCCUCUCUUUCGGAUGCUAUCUGACUCUUCACAUCGCCACCAACACUGGAGUUAAACCAUCUUGUUUGGUUUGUAUCAACGGCCCUAUGGCUUGCACGGUGCCACUCUUCACUUCAGAUGGCAGAACAGAAGGAUUUGACAGCUCCCAGAAAUUUUGGAAUUUUGAUGAUGAGGGCUGCGUCGUUUCAGACGUCUCUCUGCCUGCUAAUAUUCCUCCUGAGAGGUUUGCUAAGGUGGAGAAGCUCGAUUGUCCUCUGAUGUUCAUAGUGGGUGAAGACGACCUGAGUUCUGCAAGCAUUGAGAACGCAGAUCUGAUUGAGGAGAGGUUAAGGUCUGCCGGUAAAUCCCACCUGUUCACCCGCUUGUCCUACCCCGGCGCUGGUCACCUGAUUGAGCCGCCCUAUUCCCCGAGUGUAAGAGCGUCCAUGUGGUCCGUCAAACCCAAGAAGUUGAUCACGAUGUGGGGGGGGCACCCUGCACCGCACGCUGCCGCCCAGGAAGAUGCAUGGAAGAAAAUAUUGGAUUAUUUGGAGAAAAAUCCGAGAAGUUGAAUAUCUGGAGAGAUGCUGGAUUUGAGAAGGUUUCAUAUGAAGAAACGUAAAUUGGAGCUGGAGUUCAAUUUGCUCAAAAAUGGACAAGU
Messenger RNA from Poeciliopsis prolifica (blackstripe livebearer), 1664 nucleotides. Its product is annotated as bile acid-CoA:amino acid N-acyltransferase-like. The record is from RefSeq and is a predicted model, not a curated record. Gene Ontology annotation, molecular function: fatty acyl-CoA hydrolase activity. Gene Ontology annotation, biological process: acyl-CoA metabolic process; fatty acid metabolic process. Lineage: Eukaryota; Metazoa; Chordata; Actinopteri; Cyprinodontiformes; Poeciliidae.